AGAGUUUUUAGAGAACUGGCUCCCUCUCGUUCCCCGUUGGAUCCUUGACAACAUCCUCGACCAACUCAUCUUCCCCAAACUACAGAGGGCAGUAGAGAGUUGGAAUCCGCUGACAGAUGUUGUUCCUAUACACUCCUGGCUCCACCCAUGGUUACCGUUGCUAGGUGAGCAGCUAGCUCCUCUCUACAUCCCGAUCCGACAGAAGUUUGGUUCGGCUCUCAGGGACUGGCAUCCUAGCGAUAGCUCGGCCAAAACUAUCCUGUUGCCAUGGAAACCAGUAUUCUCCAAAGGAACCAUGGAAGCUUUUGUAAUAAGGCAUAUCGUUCCCAAGUUGGCCAUGUGCCUGCAGCAGUUUGUGGUCAACCCAUACCAGCAACAUCUAGAACCCUUUGAAUGGGUGAUGGCGUGGGAAGACUUCAUGCCCCGCCCAACGCUGGUCAAACUCUUUGAGACCAACUUCUUGCCGAAGUGGCUUCAAGUCUUGUGCUCUUGGCUGAACAACAGUCCUAACUACCAAGAAGUUGUUUCCUGGUACAGCGGCUGGAAGAAACUAUUCCCUGACUACCUGCAUGCAGAACCUGGAAUCAAAUCAUUCUUCAACCAAGCCUUGGAUGUAAUGAAGAGAUCUGUGAGUGGACCAGGACCUGUCCAAGUGACCCGCCCACCUCCACCCCCAGGACCACCCCCUACUGCACCCCCGCCGCCAUCACAACCAAUCAGUAAAUGGAAUAAUGAGCCUGUAAUGGUGAAGAGCUCAACCUCUGGGAUUCCAACAACUUUCAAAGAUCUCCUGGAAAGGAAGGCGGCCGAGAGUGGAAUUUUAUUUGCACCUACCCAGCGUCGGCAAGAAGGAAAGACGGUGUAUAACUUUGGCCAUCUUCUGAUGUACAUUGACCGUGGGGUAUCGUACGUCCAGCAAGGCGGUGACUGGACACCAACAUCUAUCUAUACCAUGAUCGAUAUGGCUCACAAAGGAUCGUGACAUCAUAAAGACUGAUUAUGACAUAGUAAAGACUGGUUAUGACAUCAUGAAGACUUUGAUUGUGACAUAAAAAAGAUUGAUUGUGACAUCUUUUAAGGAUAUUGGCUGUGACAUCAUCAAGGUAUCCAUUGUGACAUCAUAGAGAGAACAAUUGUGACAUCAUGAAACCAUCUUUUUCAUAUCAUGAAAUCAUGCAAUCUGUUAUUGUGACAUCAUAUAGUUUUUAAAAAGGUACCAGUUGGGUAAUUUGAUUAUGACCGGGGGGUCACUGCCUUUGGACAGUGGAAAGCAUCCGUAAGAAAGAAAACACUAAAAAAGGGUGUUUUUAGCUGGCAGGCGCCGACGGCAAAUAGUGUCAAAUACGCAGAUAGUGAGAAAAAGGCCCCUUAAAUCAUGACGGCCUAAAACGCAAAUAGAGUUUGUUAUUUGCACGGACUAUGGGAUCGAAGAUAUGCCUUCCAUAUUGACGGGCGACAGAUCUGUAAUGUAGAGGUGUCUUGGCUCAGUCUCAAGACUUUGAACCACAAGGUCCGGGGUUCAAAUUCCACUGCAGCACUCGCGUCCUUUGGCAAGGCGUUUAUCUACAUUUGCCAAUCUCGACCCAGGUGUAGUAAAUGGGUACCCAGUAGGAAGGAAUUCCUUGAAUACUCGAGCGCCCCAUCAGGGCUUGUGUUACAGCAUCCUGGUCUGAAAUAAUGCUUCAAGAUGGGCGAUUAUCCAACUAACGGACGGUUGUCUUACGCACAGUCGACUGUACUUUCAAUGAGUUGUUUAGCUUUCAGCUGUAAUGUCUUUGCUGAUAGAGGGCAGCAGAUCGUGAAGUCUCCGCUUUCUUCCUCAAUUAGAAUUGAAUGAAUGUAUGUGGAAAAAGUGCUUUCUACAUGUGCAUAUUCAUAACAACCAGAGUUCCAUUUUGUAUUAACAAGAUGACUUGUUUGUAGACAAGACUGAUCAUAAUGAUUCAUUUUGGAUAAUAAUUAUCAAGGUCAAAUACCAUUAAGAUGAUGUCUGUCAGCUAAGUUCUGUUAACUUUACCAUUCAAAAUCAUUCAUGACAAAUUCAGAUGGAACUAAUUUUGCUCAAUGUUUGGAAGAUCAUAUAUGAUGACAAACUGUUCUCAAGCAAAAUGUUUUCAUGAUGCAAUUUAAUGUGAGCAAGUUGAGAAUGUAAAAUGUUUCUGUAACAUAUUUAUAUUAAUGUGGUAUAUUUUCAAUAAACUGUUUAUUACUUUUCAGUA
Molecule: messenger RNA, 2219 nt
Organism: Lytechinus pictus (painted urchin)
Lineage: Eukaryota; Metazoa; Echinodermata; Echinoidea; Temnopleuroida; Toxopneustidae
Product: tuftelin-interacting protein 11-like
Exons: 6
Coding region: 296-982 (228 amino acids)
Biological process (GO): spliceosomal complex disassembly
Cellular component (GO): U2-type post-mRNA release spliceosomal complex
Source: RefSeq, a predicted model, not a curated record